UAUGAUAAUCUCGGGUUUUCUCUCUGUUCUGUUCUGCUUGGUUCUUAUCUGUUUUGGUCUGUUCUGGUUUGCUCUGUUCACUGCUGCUCACUGCUGCUCACUCUUGUCCUGUCUUUAUCCAUAUAUCCAUAAAAUAACCGGAUGUUAUGAUAGACACAAACACCAAACUUAACUCUUUCAACACAGCCAUAACAAGCAAUUGCACUUUCAAUCAUAAAUUCCAUCAAUCAAUCACCCAACUUGAAGACUCCCUAAACACCCUA
Molecule: messenger RNA, 263 nt
Organism: Neurospora tetrasperma FGSC 2508
Lineage: Eukaryota; Fungi; Ascomycota; Sordariomycetes; Sordariales; Sordariaceae
Exons: 1
Source: RefSeq, a predicted model, not a curated record